AUGGUUGCUGCAGCAGCUGCAGCUCCAGCUCCAGCUCCAUCGCCAUAUCCUGCACGCGCACCCACCCUAUCCGUUCCCAUCAUCACAGCCACCUCACUCCAUGCAUCAUCUCCGCCGUCCAAGUACCCCAUCGACUUUUCCCCGCCGUUGAUCGCCAUGGUGGUCAUCGUCGCCACCGCCUUCCUAAUCGUCACUUACUCCCGCCUCAUCUCCCAACACGUCAUCCCGCCAAUCCUCCGCCUCCAACGACGCUGGCGCCGCCGUCGUCGCCGCUCCUACCUCCCCUCCUCCAUCGGCGACCUCGACUCUCCACGGUACGACUCGUCGUUUGACCCGGCCGACCUCGGCUUCCACGCCUUCUCUCCUUACGGCCUCGACGAGUCGGUCAUCAAAACGAUCCCGCUCUCUCUCUACACGUCCAAAACGACGUCGACGGGUUUGAAUAAUCCUCUCAGUAAAGACUGCGCCGUUUGCUUGAUCGAGUUCCAAGACGACGACUACGUUCGCACUCUUCCGGUCUGUUCGCACGUAUUUCACGUGGACUGCAUCGACAUGUGGCUUCGAUCUCACGCCAACUGUCCUCUCUGCCGCGCCGGAAUAUUCCGCCCGGAGUCUCCGUUCAUUCCGUUGAUGGCCGCCAGGAUCCGGCCGAGCCUCGACGACGCCGUUUUCCGGAGCAUCGCUCUCGAGCCGCUUGCCGAAGCUCCGGCGUCUCGGGAUUCCGAUUCGAUCGUCACCGAGAUCGAACGGUGCGCGGAGGACCGGUCGCCGAGGAGGAGCUCCAACUACUGGGAGGAUUAUCGGAUCAACGGCGGAGAUUUCGUCCUGAAGCGGUCGCACUCGUUCGGAUUCGAGCGGAGCUCGGCGUCGGCGGAGAGGAUGAUGGUGACGGAGCCAGCGACGGCGUCACCGUGGAGGUACCGGAGAGGAAGCUUCUGGAGCAAGCGGCCGUCGCCCUUCGGGUCGUUGACGAAGGCUCGGGUCUUCUCCUUUAGGUCAACGUACAGAGGCGGCGUGAAUAUGAAAUCGCCUUUCUUCCGCCGGAAAUGCUUCUUCCCGCUGACGGAGCCGAGCGCGAGAUUCUCCGGCGGCGGCGCAGGAGGAUCGUCUCGGCGGAGCAAGUCGAUGACGAGUCCGAUGUUCAUGAGAUCGUCGGCGAUGUCAGCUUUCUCGUCGAGCCGCCUCCGGUGCGGAGAUCCAGAGGCGUUGUUAUCGCCAGAGAGGUUUAACAGAAGAUAG
This is a messenger RNA of Prunus armeniaca (apricot), 1239 nucleotides long. The record is from the annotation of a GenBank genome assembly. Lineage: Eukaryota; Viridiplantae; Streptophyta; Magnoliopsida; Rosales; Rosaceae.